Ziziphus jujuba (common jujube) is the source of this 1616-nucleotide messenger RNA. RefSeq names its product chaperone protein dnaJ 10. NCBI's taxonomy places the organism in Eukaryota, Viridiplantae, Streptophyta, Magnoliopsida, Rosales, Rhamnaceae. Bases 205 to 1341 code for a protein of 378 amino acids. The record is from RefSeq and is a predicted model, not a curated record. The transcript has 11 exons.
UCAGAUCUCUCUGGCUAUGCUGCUGAAGCGAUGCCAAAUAUAAAUAGUAAUAUGACUAAAUGAAUAAGAGAAAACCCAGAUUGUGAUAUUUAUCACAUUUGAGAGUUUCUUUCAUCUCUGCCCGUUUUCAUUUCCCUGCUCUAAUAAAUUUUUUACUACUAAACGAUCCUCAGCUAUAGGCACUUGGUUUGUGGGUUGAGAAGCAUGGUGAAGGAAACUGCGUAUUAUGAUAUAUUGGGUGUCAAAGUUGACGCCUCCCCAGCUGAGAUCAAGAAGGCUUACUAUGUCAAGCUUCAAAUCCUUCAUAGGACAAAGUUCGAAAGCAUUCUUCAAAUCAAGGACCAAAGUACUAAGAUGAUGGUGGCACCUAUACAGUUACCUUAUGCUUUUAUGUCUUCUUUACAGGCCAGGAUAGUUCACCCAGAUAAAAAUCCUGGAGAUCCAAAAGCUGCUGAAAAUUUCCAGGCACUUGGUGAAGCUUAUCAAGUUUUAAGUGAUCCUGAGAAGCGUGAAGCAUAUGACAAGCUUGGAAAGGCAGGAGUACAAGAGGACUCCAUGCUUGACCCUUCAGCUGUAUUUGGGAUGCUUUUUGGGAGUGAAUUCUUUGAAGAUUAUAUUGGUCAACUUGCUUUAGCUUCUUUGGCAUCUGCUGAUAUUGAAGACAAUUCACAGGAUCCUGAAGUCCGGAAGUUAAGAGUUCGAGAGAAAAUGAAGGCAAUGCAAAAGGAAAGAGAAGAAAAGCUUAUAAGAAUUCUGAAAGAUCGCCUUCAACCAUUUGUUCUAAAUCAGAAAGAUGAGUUUAUAAACUGGGCAAAUUCAGAAGCACAGCGUCUCUCAUCAGCUGCUUUUGGUGAGGCUAUGUUGCAUACCAUUGGCUAUAUUUACACAAGGAAAGCUGCUAGAGAACUUGGAAAGGACAAACGGUUCAUGAAGGUACCAUUUCUAGCAGAAUGGGUACGGGAUAAAGGGCAUCAGAUAAAGUCGCAGGUCAUGGCUGCUUCAGGUGCUGUGUCUUUAAUUCAAAUUCAGGAAGAACUGAAGAAAUUAAAUCAAGGAGAAAACAAAGAAGAGGACUUAAUGAAGGCCAUCGAAGAUAAGAAGGAUGCGAUGCUUAAUUCUCUAUGGCAGAUCAAUGUGGUUGAUAUAGAGUCAACCUUAUCACAUGUCUGCCAAGCAGUUCUUAGAGACCCCAAUGAAUCCAAGGAAGUUUUGAAGCUUAGGGCUCAAGCAUUGAAAAAGCUUGGAACAAUCUUCCAAGGUGCCAAGGCAGCGUACAGUAGAGAAAACAGCUUGCGCCAUGAAAGUGACAUAAAAAGUGAUGCUGCAGCUUCAUCAACAUAGUCAUAUUCAUCGCACUACUACGAUACAUCGUCCACACAUCAUGUUUUUAUAUUGAGACUGGUAGGUUGUGUUAUAGCUUCCUUCAUCGCCAACUGUUGAACUUUGGACUUUGUGUUGAUUUGUAAGUUUAGCAUGCCUCUCUGACUUGAUUAAAGAUUUAGCUAUUUUAGAUUUGUGCAUAAAACCUUCUCAGUUUCUCUGGUAUAUUUCCUCUGUAUGCUGUGAAAAACUUGUAUCUUACCAUUAUUCUAUGGAAAUUGCAAAUUCGUGUUUAA